AUGUUGGGUGCUGUGGCGCUAGAGGUGUCUUGUGUGCUAGGCCUGGUCAGGCAUGGCUUUGUAGCCACGGUAUAUCCUGCCGAUGCCCAAGUCAUUCUCAGGCUGCCGGGCACCUCAGCUCAGAUGCGCCUUCUUGCCUCACUUCUGACAUGCAGCUUUGCUUGUGUGGUGAUCGGGUUCCAGUCUAUGCAAAGUGCCCCGGCCUGCUUGGUGAGGCUUUUCACCUUGAGGCGCAGCCUAGUGCCGAUUCUGGCCUGCCCUUGCAGACGAGCGCCACACCGCAUUUUCACGAUGCCCGUGCUAACCAUGCCCUUGAUGGAUUUUCUCUUUCGUGUGUUGGGUGCCUCGGCGCUCGAGGUGGCUUUGGCGCUAGGUGUGGUCAAGUUUGGCUUUGCAGCCGCGGUAUAUCCUGCCGAUGCCCAGGUCAUUUUCGGGUUGCUGGACACCUCGCUGAUGGCCUUUGCUCUUGUGCCAGCUUGCGAGGUCGCGUGUGGCUUUGCAGCCCCGGUAAAUCCAGCCCAUGCCAGCGUGGGGCUUUUUCGGCUUUUCAUUUUCGAGUCGGCACAUGGCUUCUUGGCUUGUGUUCCCCUUGCUGCAGCGAUCGCUCCGGUGGCCCGGGCCAAGCUGACACUGCCCCCAUUUGCCACUCUGAGCGUUGGUCUGGUAGGACUUGACCUUGGUUCGCUUAGCUUUCUGGGUCCGGGCCUCAUUGACUCGAUCCAGCAGGCCAUCAAGUCCCUUUUGGAGCAGGCUGUGCAGCAGUCCUUAGGGCAGGUUCCGCCCAAAACACAGCCUAUCAGUGCCAAGGCGCGUCGGCGCCUUAAAGCCAAGGCCCGCAAGGCCUCUACCAAUAGACGCGCGGCCGGUGCGUCAGCUUCCCCGGCCCCUUUGGCUCCCUCUGCUGCCCGUGCGGCCCCGCAAGGCAAAGGUGAUGGAGGUGCACCAGGCAAAGGCGCAGGCAAAGGCCAAGGUAAAGACAAGGGCCCAAACCUGGGCAACGUGCAGCCCCGACCCCCUCAGCCCGCCACCCCUCCUUCGCAAGAAGGGGAAUGGUCCGUCGUGAGUCGCCGGCAUGAGCCCGUUGCCGAGGUUGAGCUUCGACAGCAGGAUUGGGACAGUGAGAUUGUACGCUGCGAGGUGCUUGCUUCUAAGCUUGAGGCGUGCAAUGAUGUCUUCAAGGCAGUCAUUCGAUGUGGCAGGGGUCAGCUUAGUACUCCACGCACCCUUCUGCAGGGAUCGGGCAAACCCCACAGCGUGCUUUUGAUCGAGUUUUGCAAAGAUGCCCCUGUUGACGCAUCGACUAAGGAGCAGUCGUCUCAGGACAAGGCCGCGCGCCAACGGGUGCCGGUCAAGGCCGGUAACUUUGUCAAGUUCCUUGAGGCAAGGGUUUUCCAGAUUGCCAGUGCUGGCGAAGCCGUUGCUCAGCCCAAGGGUCUUGCCACGGCUGCCAAGAUCCAACCCAAGGCCACCACGGCUCUCUUCUGCCGUGUGUCACAGGAGUUUGCUACGGCCGAGGUCUGGAAGAAGUUUGGCACUGCCCCGCGUGAUGCCAUCGCCCGUUGGGCUGCCACCUCGCGAGUCCACAUUGUCGAUGCCUUCAAGUGGUCUGAGGAGGUUUUCCCAGGCAACAGGCGACAGGUAUAUGGAGUUAUCCGUGUCCCGGAGCCCGACGCCUCUGCCUUGCUUGCGCAAUCCGGUGCCGGCGGUGUUUUCAUUUCUAUGCCGAAGGCUGCUGCUAGCUCGCAGUAUGUGCAAUGGAUCCCCAGAAACACCUCUGAGCCCAGUGCCGCCUACCUCGCCCGGGCCUUCCGAGGCAAAGGGGCUCUGGGGCUUGUCUUUCGUGGCUCCAACCUUGGAAGCCGGCACCAUGCCGACGCAAAGACCCUCAUCCCGCGCAUUUGGAUCUUGGAAGGUCUGCCUUCCAUCCUCGAUAUGGAGCAGGCCAAAUCUGUGCUCGAGCCUCUGUUUCGUGAGCUUAGCAUCAUUCGGCUAGUCCGCAAGAAUGGAUCCAAGCAGUUUAUUUUCCGAGGGGCGUGUGUUCGAGGCAAUGAAGCUGACCUCGUGCCAAUUGCCGUUGAGGUCGAGGCUCUGGGAGAACAGAGCGCGCAGGCAACGCACGUUGCAUGGGCCCGCCUGGCGCCUCCCAAAGGCGAGAAGGUUAAGCAGCGCGCCAUUCAUGGUGCUUCCGUUCCCUUUGUUAAGGAGGACAAUGCCUUCAGCCCAAAGCCGGUUACCGUCGAAAUCCCUGCCCCUCCGAAAGCUGAUGGUGCCGCCGAUGGUGCCGCAAAGGACGAGGCAGGAAAGCCGCAGCCCCCGGCCAAGCGGCAAAAGGCUCUUCUUCGGCAGGUCCCUGAAGGCACCAAGCUGAUGCCGCAGGACAAAGAUGGCAACUGCAUGUACCGAUCCAUUGCGUGUGCUCUCAACCACGGGCGCAAGGAGUCCUCCUUUCAUCAUCUUGAGCUCCGUGCUCGCGUAGCCUCUCACCUCGAGGAACACGCUUCGUGGUACGAAGAGGAAUGGAAAGCUGAUGACUGCAAGGGGUCCGAUGGCACUUCACUUCCCAAUUGGGCGGCCUUCGUCGCGGCUGUGGCAAAGCCGGGUUCUUUUUCAGGUGACAUCGAGUUAAAGGCCCUCUGCAAGUUGUGCAAAAUCAAGGUCGUCCUCAUUCCUGAGGACCCGGCCUUUGCUGUUGUUGCUUAUGGCAAAAAGUGGCAGUCCAAGACUCACUGUGUUUUCUACACUUCAAACCACUUUGACUACCUGGCACCGGUUGCUGAUAAGUAUAGCAAAGAGCUGCUUGAGGUUUCGGCCGACCCGAACGGCGGUUUCCUGGUAGGAGGGGUCUCUGAGCUUGCUACCGAGUCUUGUAGCAGUCGCGGUGCCGGCACCAGGGCCGCUGACUUGCGCACGGAGUCCUCGCGGCGCACCAAAGGCCUUUCCGUCGCCACCCCGGUCCCGUCUGGUAGCCAGGCAGGUCACAGGUGUAAGGCCAGGUCCGAAGAAGCCCCGGGCAAGCGGCUCCGCACUGUGUCCUCGGCCCAUUCUUGUGCUCCUCCGUCUGACGUGUCUGGUCGGGCUUCCCAUGGGCUUGCCUCCGACCUUCCAGAGCUUCCGCCGGAGCCUGUUGUCUUGGAUGGUUUUGUCGAUCCUCGGCAGCGCCCUACCAAGGUCCGGUGCAAGAAUAAAUACACCUUUUGCCGACUUUGCCCAUGGACCCGCCAGUGUCGUGACCACGACCAGGCUGCCAGCUUGCAAAAAAGGCACUUUGCCACUCACCACCCUGGCCUUACUCCUACGGGACAGUGCCAGCGGGUACGAAUCGACUUUGAAACUGGCAAUGCCUCGCCAGCUAAGCGCAUCUUGCAGGCUGUUCGUGAGCACAAAAUUGCCUGCCACCCCCGCGUUCGGUGGCUGAAGUGGGCCACGCUAUCCUACAAGGAUCGUGCCGAAAAGGCGACAGUCACGAGGUUUAAUGCCAGCUCUGCGGCCAUCAUUUCGAAGAAGGCGUGCCUGCUGGAGAAGUUUGAGGUUUUCCGUUGGCCGCGCAAGGUUGGGCUUAGGUCGCAGGCGAUCUCUCCCAUUGCCUUUCGGGUUGCCUGGGUGCGCAAGACCUGCCACGCCACGUGUCGCACCGCAAAGUUCGCUGAAGAGCAUGCGGCGACCAAUUGUCCCAGCAAGGUUGUGUCGGGCUUACUGAAGGUCUGGGCUCACGGCCGUCUCAGCACCCUGGCGGAGGACAAGAAGAUUUUUCUCCAAGGCCCCAAUUCAGGUGAGGCCAAGGCGCGAGGUAUUGCCCUCUUUGACCAGGCCCAGGUUGUUUUGGAACGUCAGCUUCGGGCCCUUGGUGCCCCA
Molecule: messenger RNA, 3852 nt
Organism: Symbiodinium necroappetens
Lineage: Eukaryota; Dinophyceae; Suessiales; Symbiodiniaceae
Source: the annotation of a GenBank genome assembly